AAAUUUUGUGGAAUAAUUCUUCUCAAAUGACCACCAGCUUGUGUCUACUUUGGAGCGUAAGGUGGUAGGCUGUUUAACCACCCGCUGUCUGUAAAACACGUUCUGUUUUAAACCGUUAAGCUUAUUCGCAGCUGUCACUUGUCGCUAUAGGGAGUCACGUGACCAGGCCUUUUAAGUGUCCAUGUUGAAUCAGGAAGGUCCUGUUCCAAGGAUUCUCUCAUUUUCUCGAUAUAAAGCCGACGUCUAAAGAACUUCAAACAUUGAACUGCUGACAGAGGGGAGAACAUGGGAAUAAAAUUUUUGGAGUUUGUGCGGCCGUUCUGUGCAGUAUUGCCAGAAAUCGCCAAGCCGGAUAGAAAGAUCCAGUUCAGAGAAAAGGUGCUAUGGACAGCCAUCACACUAUUUAUAUUCUUGGUCUGCUGUCAGAUUCCAUUAUUUGGAAUCAUGUCAUCAGACUCAGCAGACCCGUUCUACUGGAUCAGGGUAAUUCUGGCUUCCAACAGAGGUACAUUGAUGGAGUUGGGUAUCACUCCCAUCGUUACUUCUGGUCUCAUCAUGCAGCUCUUGGCUGGAGCUAAGAUCAUUGAAGUUGGAGAUACUCCCAAGGACAGAGCCCUCUUCAAUGGAGCGCAGAAGUUGUUUGGUAUGAUCAUCACAGUUGGUCAGGCCAUUGUUUAUGUUAUGACUGGAAUGUAUGGAGACCCUGCCGAAAUUGGGGCUGGAGUCUGCCUUCUUAUCAUUAUUCAGUUGUUUGUUGCUGGUCUUAUUGUGUUGUUGUUGGAUGAACUGCUGCAGAAGGGCUAUGGUCUUGGCUCUGGAAUCUCACUUUUCAUUGCCACCAACAUUUGUGAGACAAUUGUCUGGAAGGCCUUCAGUCCUGCGACUGUUAACACUGGCAAAGGUACUGAGUUUGAAGGCGCCAUCAUUGCUCUGUUCCACUUGCUGGCAACUAGGACAGACAAAGUGCGUGCCCUGCGUGAAGCCUUCUACAGACAGAACCUCCCAAACUUGAUGAACCUUAUGGCAACAAUCUUUGUGUUCGCCAUCGUGAUUUACUUCCAGGGUUUCCGUGUGGAUCUGCCAAUUAAGUCUGCCCGUUACCGAGGACAGUACAGCUCUUACCCAAUCAAACUGUUUUACACCUCCAACAUUCCCAUCAUCCUUCAGAGCGCUCUAGUCUCCAAUUUGUAUGUUAUUUCUCAGAUGCUUGCGACUAAGUUCAGUGGGAACUUCUUUGUCAAUUUAUUGGGAGUUUGGGCUGAUGUAGGCAGUGGUGGCCCUGCAAGGUCGUACCCUAUAGGCGGGUUAUGCUAUUACUUUUCUCCACCAGAGACGUUAGGGCAUGUGGCUGAGGAUCCAGUCCAUGCAGUCCUCUAUAUUGUUUUCAUGCUGGGCUCGUGUGCAUUUUUCUCCAAAACAUGGAUUGAAGUGUCAGGAGCUAGUGCUAAAGACGUUGCCAAACAACUUAAGGAGCAGCAGAUGGUGAUGAGGGGUCACCGUGAGAAGUCUAUGAUUCAUGAGCUGAACCGAUAUAUCCCUACUGCUGCUGCCUUUGGAGGCCUCUGUAUUGGAGCCCUCUCUGUCCUGGCUGACUUCAUGGGUGCCAUUGGAAGUGGAACUGGAAUUUUGCUGGCUGUGACAAUUAUUUACCAAUACUUUGAGAUCUUUGUUAAAGAGCAGAGUGAAAUGGGAGGAAUGAGCACACUGUUGUUUUAAGAGUUAGAUUUUAUUUUUUAGGCAAUGCCGGCCCGUAUCAUUUAAAUAUUUCCCAGGUAUAACUGUGCUGUAACUUGGGAAAGACAUUACGCAUACUAGAAGGAAUGUCCUCAUUUGUAUCUUGUCAUGACAAAUUUACAGAAAAAUUUUUCUGUUAUUAUUGUUAAUGUAUUUAUGAUAAGGACAUGAAAGAAGUUUCUCAAUCAAAGACAGAGGUACAGCUUGUUAUAUUUAAGAGAAUUGUAAGAAAAUUGGCAUAUUGAAAUGCCUUUCUGAGCAUUUCAUAUUGAGAUAGAGGAAAAUGCUGCCACGACAAGAGCUGAGCUUACAUUGUUAGCAUUGGAGAAAAUGCUUGUCAAGUUGUUUUGACAUCUGAUGAAUUUGUCAUCACAAGUCUCACGGGUGUUUAGUUAACACAUCAUUUUUCUUUAUCAUUAUUUUUCAUGAUUACAGCUUAGUGUGGAAUAUCAAUAUUUUUCCCUUUUCUUUUUUUCUUUUAGAAAAAAAAAAAUGCUCAUGUCGUCCAGUCAUUUUUGUUUUAUCCUUGUGUAAAUGCCAGUGUUUAAUGUCAGACAUGGUCACGAAAUAAAAAAAAAAGUAUACAUCGA
Liolophura sinensis is the source of this 2324-nucleotide messenger RNA. Its product is annotated as protein transport protein Sec61 subunit alpha. The coding region runs from base 286 to 1716 and encodes 476 amino acids. Lineage: Eukaryota; Metazoa; Mollusca; Polyplacophora; Chitonida; Chitonidae. Gene Ontology annotation, biological process: protein transport. The transcript is spliced from 13 exons. Gene Ontology annotation, cellular component: membrane. The record is from RefSeq and is a predicted model, not a curated record.